This is a messenger RNA of Phymastichus coffea, 5561 nucleotides long. RefSeq lists its product as uncharacterized. The record is from RefSeq and is a predicted model, not a curated record. The transcript has 3 exons. NCBI's taxonomy places the organism in Eukaryota, Metazoa, Arthropoda, Insecta, Hymenoptera, Eulophidae. Bases 497 to 2257 code for a protein of 586 amino acids.
GCUUCCUUCUGUUGUACUGCCGGCAGAGCAGAGCUACGUAAAAGGCGCGCGAUCGACGCGAAGAAUGUCAAUCCGCGCGUAUUAUAACCAUUCAGACGGAAAGGGAAAUUCUUAGACAGUUAAUUGCUUUAUUGAGACUAAGUGACGUGUGUCUUCGUAAUUACAACAAACAGACCGUUCGUGUGCGUGGUUUAUGGCCAAGUUAUUCCGCUUACCGAAGCUCUUGAUUCUCAAUUCUAUCAAAGGGUUGGCAAAAGUUCUGUGAUCGUUACUUCUUACGCUAAAUUUUAUUCGAAGUGCAAUGUCGAUUUUGUUUACAAAAAGAAGAGUACCAUCAUACAUUUCCUGAAGAAAAUUCCUUCUCUAAAUACUCCAAUUGCAGUUAUUCAUUUACACCAGCUAGAUGCGCAGCUAGCGAGCGGCAGCAGUGAGCCCGGUGCACAAGCAACAUCGGCGUGAACGCGCAAGCGGGCCCGAAAAAGCGCAAGCGGCUGCCAUGCUUCACAGCUGCGCGACCGUUGGCUCGAGGUGCGCGCGUCGCGCCCUCGUCAUCCUGUUGGCCUGGGGUCUGCUGAUGAUCGCGACCGUGCAGUUCAGGCACUCGAAUCAAGCCAACAUCGUGCUCAACUCGCUGGGCUCCGACGAGCAGCAGCAGCAGCAGCAGCAGCAACUGCCGGUGGAGCCGGUGGCAGCGGCGGCAGUGCACCCGAACCUUCAGAGUCUCGCCGCCUCGAGGUUUCUCCUGCAGCGACAGGCGCCGGCGCGGCAAGAGCCCACGACGCCCGGCACGACAGCCUCGGCGAGUCCGCUUGACCUGGAGCCUCUGCUGGACAAGAGGCCAGCCAAGAGCGAGGACGAGCUGAUACAGGAGAUCGAGGAGCGACUGCCUAGCCUGCCGCUGGCCUACUGGACGAGGAACAGCAAAGUCAGCCAGACGGCCAAGGCCAGCGAGACGUCCGCUGGCGGCGGCUGUCAGCCCAAGUACCCCAGCAUCUUCGAGCUGGAGUUCAACAACGUGUACUGGCAGACGCUGCGCUCGAGCAACGGCACCUUCCAGCUGUUCGGCGCCUUCUACGACGAUCGCAAGCUCUCGCGGAUCGGGCCUGCCAUCCGAAUCGUCGGCAUGAUCGACCGAAUCGAGCCGACCGUGAAAACCUACUGCCAGAUGUGGUUCGAGGGCGAGAAGGAGCCAAAGAUCGUCGACGUCCUCGAGUACAAGUACAUCUGGUACUCCAAGUGGGGCAACUACAAGCAGGGCAUCUAUCAGCCGUACGUGAUCGCCUGCAAAGUGCCCCAGUCGCACUGGCGCCGCGGGCCGCCCGCCUCGGUGAGCCUCGCGGAGAAGAGGUGCGACACCGCGACCAACAAUCUCCGCGUAACCUACAACAAGCCAGCGCUCAAGAAGGACUUUGCCGUGUGCGUCAAGGGCCUGGACUUUUUGCACGAGGACCUCUCGGUGCGCCUGGUCGAGUGGAUCGAGCUCAUCAUGCUGCUCGGCGCCGACAAGAUAUUCUUUUACCAGCUGCAGGUUCAUCCCAACGUGACCAAAGUGCUCGAGCACUAUCAGACACUCGGCAAGGUGCACGUCACUCCGCUGACCCUGCCCGGAGGACAACCCAACGUCCCAGCGUUCCAGCACAUGUACCUCACCAAGAAGACCAAUCACAAGAGGCAAAACGAACUCAUACCCUACAACGACUGCCUGUACAAGCACAUGUACGAGUACGAGUACAUCGCUCUUCUCGACGUCGACGAGGUGAUUAUGCCCAAGCAGGACGCCACCUGGCAGCAGCUCAUGGCGCGCGUCAUGCCCAAAGCGCUCAAGCUCAGGAAUGAGACCAGGGCGUCGUACAACGUCAGGAACGUCUACUUCCUCGACGACUUCCUGCACGCGCACGGAUCUUUCAAGGACAUUCCAAAGUACAUGCACAUGCUGCAGCACGUGUACCGCUCGAAGAACUUCACGAAACCGAACCAGUACAUCAAGUGCUUCCACAAUCCGGAGCGCGUGGUGACCCUUCACAAUCACUUUCCGCUGGCGUGCCUUGGCGCCGGUUGCACCAGUUACCCGAUCGACACCGAGGACGCCCAGCUGCAGCACUACAGGGCUGACUGCGUGAAAUCGCUGAAGAAGACUUGCGUGGAGUACCGCGAGAACAGUCUACUCGACACUACCAUUUGGCGUUACAAAGACAAGCUCGUCUCGCGAGUCACGUCCACUCUCAAGACGCUUGGGUUUUUCGGCCCCAACAGCUAGCCCGUCGAUCGGCGACCGCUGCUCAACGACAGCCAGCGACUCGACUACUGACUGCUCGUCACCACUACACUGCUGUUCCGUCGCUCGAGACGACACGGCAAAGCUUGAUUUCGUCUGUACCUAGGAUGUAGGCUUGCGUGCGUGAUUAUUCCGAUGACGACGAUGAUGUCGGGCUCGACAUUUUCUUUUUUGGCUGUGCUACGUGUUUUUACCACUUAAGAAACGUCUAAUUAGCUAUCUAACUUACGAAUAUACGUAUACAUGUUAAUCGCUUUAGGGGAGGAAUUAUAAACGAGAUCGCGUAUAUAUAUAGUACUGCUACGAAUAAGCAAGAAGUCGCGAUUCUGUUUCGAAGGUACCUUCUCUCCAUUUUUUAUGAUGUACAUAUUUUUUAAAAACAGUCUAUGGAUAUACACAAAUAGAUUACGCUGUAUGUCGAUGGAACUCGUUUUCUCUUGUACUAAAAAAAAAAGAAAAACAAAAAAGACUUUGCUCUUUACCGUGUCUUAACGUAUUUCUCUUGAUAAUUAAAUUAGCCAGUAAAAUGCAAUGUAAAAAAGAAAAGGUAUUUUCGCAGGUAUAAGUGAAAAAGAUCCAUACAUUAUUCAUUAGGCGUUGGGAAGGAGCUGUUACGUUAUUGCAUGUCAUCUCGGCUCAUAAAUGUACACUUCUCUCUAUAAGCCAUAGUAUAUGUGUGUCUUUGCGCGUGAAUGUAAGGGUGCACGUGAACUCUUUUUUUCCUUUUGCUUUUAUUCAGUUCAGCUAAGCUAAAGCCCUAAAGAGCAAGAGAUCGAUUCCGGCAUAUCCACAAUCCAAUUCCAACUUACUUGUCAAGCGCUAUAAGCUCUAUACGACUGUCGUUUGCUUUUUAUUGUCUCGCAGUGCCGUUUCAAAUUUUUUAUUGCCCUACGGUCAUCUCGUAAAUCUUCUUGUAAAUAAACAAAACUAUCCAUUUAUUUUACAGACGCAAAAUAUUGUCGCAGGAACUUGCAGGGUAAUAAUAGACUGCUAUUUUUUUUUCCUAAAACGGGAUAUGAUUUCGAAGGAUCGUUCAUCGAUCGUCGUGCAAUAAUUACAUUUCAACAAGCAAUGUCAAAGAAAACGACUAUCUUAUUAGUCUUGCAAAUCCGUGUAGCGUAAGUAUUAAAAGCGAAUCCAACGGAGCAAGCGAGCGAGCGAGCGAAACGCCUCUAUUUGCCUUCGGUAAAAACAAAGGAACUUGCAAAAUGUUUUGCCCUCCGCAAGCGGCCGGCACUUUUCAAACAAACUUGCCGGGCGUAACGGCGGCGCCUCGUAAAAAUCAAGUUUUCACCGUGGCUUUUUUGCCUGCGCGGCCGAGCUUUCCAAUAUAGCAUGUGUACGGCUGCACGAAAGAGAGACGGGCGAGCCAACCCAUCUAAUAUAUUCAGCGGAAAGGCGAUUUCGCGAGAGGCGAGAAAGGAUAAGGGAAGAAACGAAAACAAACGAAAACAAACGGGACGAGGAGGUCGCCGCACGUACGUAUAAAGACUUGCUUGCUCGGCAGAAUAUCCAGCGGCCGAAAUUUACGGCGCAAGGCGACACGGUUCUCUCCACCCGGAAAGAGUGAGAGAGAUAGAGCGCACUAGUCGAAUCAGCACUAGAUGAAAUGCAGGCAAAUAACCUUCCCGACAUGUAAUUCCGGCACGACGUAUGCGCGCGGGAGCUGCUGCUUUUUUUUUCUUCGAUCCGCGUUUAUUCUUAGAAUUACGUCGAUUUCCUCGCGAAGGAGCUUUUGCGGAUGACAGAUUUCAGAAACAUUUUCCGAAAUUGCCUUCUCUAUAUCUCUUGAUCUCUCGGAGAUUGAUCGAGUAAGUUCCUAACGCACGUCAACUCCAAAUGAAACGAUGAUUGUAGAAGCCGUACGUUAAUGACACACUGGUAUGCGAGAAUUGUGAAUGCCUCGGCGAGGUGUCUAGCGGGAAGUUUUGGCGCGCAGAGGCUCUAAAGUGGUUAAACGCCAGUUGCGGAAAACAAUGACUAUUUGUUUAUUUAUUCAAAUUGGCGUCCAGGCGAGAAAAUGGAGGCGUCGCCCGCUCGUUCGCUGGCUUUAUUUGCGAAAGUAACGACGAAAAGCAAGUUGCACUUUACGAUGCGAUCGAACCGUGUAACCAAUAAAUAAUUUAUGCAUGUCAUGUCCAUGGCGACUGUUAUUCAUACAUAGGGGCGCGCUUUUGUUCAGAUAAUAUUAUCGGUUUCGAUGCCUUAUUAUUUUUUAAGUUUGCAUCGACUGCAGGCAUGCACGAGCGAGUGUGCAUGCGGGUCGUUGCACCCCCUCUCCCCCUACCUUCAAUCUUGGCCAAGUCAAAGCCGAGCCGUACGCGAGAGAGAAGAGAACUGAGAACGAAAACUGCCCGACCGAAUGGUUACUUACGACGUACGACGUCGCUUUGUUUGCUCUCGUUCGUUUACGGCGUCAUUAUUUAAUCUCGUGAUGUUACUUUAUUCUUAAUCAAUCGUUAUAUAGUUUAGCUUUAAAAAUACAAAUCGUUAGAAAUGUUGCAGGAUUAAGAAAAGUAUUCAAACACCAAUUGAAUAUUUCCGAGACUGGAAGAGCUUUGGUGCUAAGAUGUAUCUUUUGUUUGUUGUAAUGAUGAAUCUAGAACGAAGGAAAUGGUCAUCUGUAAAUUGUUACGAGCAUCAUUGUAGCUGAGAUAUUACCACUGUACAAAUGCAUUCAUCAAAGGAUAUGAGAUUACUAAAAGCGUAAAUAUCAAAGACUUUUUGAAUAUUCAACGAUAAAGAAAGAAAAAGAAAAUAAUGAUUUAUAAAUGUAAAGAGUCAACUUAUAUGUUGUAAGGACUGUUUUUUUUUGUUUUUAAAUAAGGAAAGAAUAUCUUUUGCGAUUUAAAACUUCAAUUAGCUAUUGCUUUACUGUAGUUAAACAUAUAUUCAAGUAACCAUAUAGAUAUCUAAAGGUUUAUUUAUAUUUUAUAUCACAGCCCCACUAUCGCCGUAUAUUAUUUGACGCUUUAAAUCGCAAGAGAGAAUGUGAAAAUCGCCGAAUCUCGAUCGUCUUCUGCGUGCUGAAUACGCAAUUAGCCAAGUCGUUUUUCCACGAUAAGCGUAAAAUUAUUGUUCUGUUAUCAGGGAUGGUCAGAAGGCGAUUGAUUUUCUGCAGCGCGCAAGGUUGUCAGGUGCACGCUGGUUGAUAAAACAGAUUGCAUCUGGUAACAAAGUGAGCGAGCAACAAACAAAGCGAGCUUUCCCAAGCUCCCGAGUUUAUUUAAAAUAUUAUAUAUAUAUUAAAAUCGUCUUUGUACAGAGGACUUGGUUUUAGUCCAGA